This is a messenger RNA of Rotaria sp. Silwood2, 388 nucleotides long. Lineage: Eukaryota; Metazoa; Rotifera; Eurotatoria; Philodinida; Philodinidae. The record is from the annotation of a GenBank genome assembly.
UGAUGCUUAUAUUUUUCCAUCGGUUGCUCAUCCACCCUUUCUCUUGGUAAAUGAUUCAAAUAUAGCCAAUAAGAAUCGAAUUACGACUGCUAUUUCCAUAUCUCCACUUACGUUCUAUCCAUCAAUUACUGCACCAGUUGGUUUUUCUAAACCAACCAAAGAGCAACCAGAUGGUUUACCAGUUAAUGUGUUUCUUUUUUCAAAGCCAGAAAACUUCGAUAAAGUUUUUCAAAUAGUUAAAUUGUGCGAAAAUUUGGGCAAACUAGAUAAAUUACCGUCUACAACACCUUUGCUUCUUUCUAAUUUUGAUAAUGCAUCAAUUAAACAAGUGUACUCGAUUUUUGCCUUAGUAUUUUCAGCUACAAUUAGCUUGAUAAUUAAAUAUUAA